Messenger RNA from Sphaeramia orbicularis (orbiculate cardinalfish), 2678 nucleotides. It is a transcript of the gene dhcr24, whose product is annotated as 24-dehydrocholesterol reductase. Lineage: Eukaryota; Metazoa; Chordata; Actinopteri; Kurtiformes; Apogonidae. Gene Ontology annotation, cellular component: cytoplasm; membrane. The record is from RefSeq and is a predicted model, not a curated record. Gene Ontology annotation, biological process: steroid metabolic process. The transcript has 9 exons. Bases 145 to 1695 code for a protein of 516 amino acids. Gene Ontology annotation, molecular function: Delta24(24-1) sterol reductase activity; FAD binding.
UACUGCCGCUCACCUAUCGUGGUGAAGGGACCAUGAGGAGUGGGGUUUGUGUGGUGGGAUAAUCGUGCACAUUUUCUCUUCACCUGUCAGCGGAGGUCUGACCAGAAACUGAAGCUAAUUGUUCGCAGUGUCGGUUCCGGAGCCAUGGAUCCGCUGCUGUAUUUAGCCGGUGUGGUUGUUCUGUUUCUGCUGUGGAUCAGAGUCAAAGGUCUCGAUUACGUGAUCAUUCAUCAGAGGUGGAUAUUUGUGUGCCUGUUCCUACUGCCUCUGUCUGUCAUAUUUGAUGUGUAUUAUUAUGUGAGGGCAUGGCUGAUUUUUAAGAUGUGCUCUGCGCCAAAACUACACGACCAGCGCGUGCGAGACAUCCAGCGACAGGUGCGUGAGUGGAGGAAGGAAGGUGGUAAGAACUACAUGUGUACGGGUCGACCCGGGUGGCUCACUGUGUCUCUCCGAGUAGGGAAAUACAAGAAGACCCACAAGAACAUCAUGAUCAAUAUGAUGGACAUUCUUGAGGUGGACACAAAGAGGCAGGUGGUCCGAGUGGAGCCUUUGGCAAACAUGGGUCAGCUGACGGCUCUCCUCAACUCUAUUGGCUGGACACUGCCGGUGCUGCCUGAACUGGAUGACCUCACUGUGGGUGGUUUGGUGAUGGGUACAGGCAUCGAGUCAUCUUCUCAUAUUUAUGGGCUGUUUCAACACAUCUGUGUCGCAUAUGAACUGGUUCUAGCUGAUGGAAGCUUAGUCCGUUGUACUGAGGAGGACAAUUCAGAUCUGUUUCACGCUGUCCCAUGGUCCUGUGGAACUCUGGGCUUCCUGGUUGCAGCUGAGAUUAAAAUAGUCCCCGCUAAGCAGUGGGUGAAGCUGCGCUACGAGCCAGUCAGAGGUCUGGAGAACAUCUGUAAACGCUUCACGGAGGCAUCACAAAACAAGCAGAACACAUUUGUAGAGGGUAUUCAGUAUACUCUGGACAGUGCAGUCAUUAUGACAGGAACUAUGAUGGACCACGCAGAGCCUGAUAAGAUCAACAGAAUCGGCCUGCACUUUAAACCCUGGUUCUUUAAACAUGUGGAGGGCUACCUGAACGGUGACUGCACAGGAGUGGAGUACAUCCCUCUCAGACAGUACUACCACAGACACACUCGCAGCAUCUUCUGGGAGCUUCAGGACAUCAUUCCGUUUGGAAACAACCCAGUGUUUCGCUGGCUUUUUGGAUGGAUGGUUCCUCCAAAGAUCUCUCUAUUGAAGCUCACCCAGGGAGAAACCAUCAGACGGCUUUAUGAACAACACCACGUGGUCCAGGACAUGCUCAUACCCAUGAAGCAUCUGCAGGCCGCCAUCACAUGCUUCCACCAGGACAUCGAUGUUUAUCCUUUGUGGCUGUGUCCGUUCCUGUUACCACCCAGCAGAGGGAUGGUUCACCCCAAAGGUCAAGAGGAGGAGUUGUACGUGGAUAUUGGGGCUUACGGGGAGCCCAAAGUCAAACACUUUGAGGCUAAAGCAUCAACACGUCAGCUGGAGAAGUUUGUCAGAGAUGUGCACGGGUUCCAGAUGCUCUAUGCUGAUGUGUACAUGGACCGAGAGGAAUUCUGGGAGAUGUUUGAUGGACAGCUGUAUCACCGUCUGAGAGAGGAACUAGGAUGUAAGGAGGCCUUCCCGGAGGUUUAUGACAAAAUCUGUAAAUCUGCUCGACACUGAACGCCACGUCCUGCCUUUUACCUCAGCUCAGAUCUGUGCCACACAUACACUGAAGCAAUUUAACCUUUGACCCCAGCUCAUAUUGGGUGACUCUGGGAUACAUCACAUACUUCAUGCAACUUUUAAUACAAAGAUUUAUCAUCAGCAUGUCCUAAAGCUAAAAUAUAAUCAAGACUGUGUUUCCAGAGCCCACUGUACCAAUAGAAAACAGAAGAACAGGAGCAGAAGUAUUGUGUUUUCAUGAAUGUAUUCACUUUGAACUUGUUCCACAUUCACUUUAAUUUAACACUCUUGGUCUGUUUUCCUGUGCUACUUGUCUCUAAGACCUCUUGAGUCAGUGAUUGCUGUGCAUAUUGUUCUAAAAGCUGUCUUUGAUGUCUUUUUUGUGAACAUAUGGGAAUAUUUCCAAGCUAAAGCACUUAUGUACUGUUUGUUGUGUUCCUUUCUGUGUAUUUCUAUGUACACCUCCUAGUAAUGGUCAGCCUUACAUAUGUAUAUUUUCUCAAGUGCAUAUACUCUUAAAAACAACCUCCUAUUUUACAUUCUGAAAAUAUUUUUAAGAAUAAAAUUUUGCCAACAUUUUUACAAUUCUGAAAGCUAUCCAGUAAGAUAUAAGCAUCUAUUUUGAUAAAGGGAAAUCACUGUUGCUAUCAAUAAAUGAAUCUUAUAUCUAUUCAUGGUCUUAACAUUCUUUUGAAUACAGAUAAAAUAAAUUAUUUCUUUGACUAUUCAUUUAGACGUAUGAUAGUGGAUAAUUACCCUCUCAAAAAAAUAUACAAUUGUUCAUUUAAUUUUAUUACUUUAAACACAUCAUCUGCAUCAUUGUCACUGAGAAAAAGAAGAAUGUAAAUGUGUUGUAAAAUUUGACCUAUCAAACACAAAGUAUGAUUUCUUUUCCAAAUGGACACCUUUGUCAAACUUCAGUUGACUCACAGAACCUUUUUAACUGGAUCACCAGCUGAUAAUAAAAUGCAUUGAAAUUA